Equus caballus (horse) is the source of this 6228-nucleotide messenger RNA. RefSeq names its product myotubularin related protein 10 (gene MTMR10). Gene Ontology annotation, biological process: phosphatidylinositol dephosphorylation. Gene Ontology annotation, cellular component: membrane; cytoplasm. NCBI's taxonomy places the organism in Eukaryota, Metazoa, Chordata, Mammalia, Perissodactyla, Equidae. Gene Ontology annotation, molecular function: phosphatidylinositol-3-phosphate phosphatase activity. The record is from RefSeq and is a predicted model, not a curated record.
CAGGCUAUGCUCAUGUCUUUUUUGAUAGCUGCUGGACUGGUGGAUCAGUUCAGUGAGCAUGUCAGUAUCUACUGGAUGCCUGGCUCUGUGCAAGAUGUGGAAAGUGCUGGAGGAGUAGUGUGCCUGGAUCGCAGCAAGGCCUGCCUGUAGACAAGGUAGAAGAUUGUGACCUGGACCUGUGGUUCCCAAAUUGCAGCCAGGGCCUGGCUGGCAUCAGACCUGGAUGAAGUUUUUGCCAGUCCUUGGUCAAAUUGAGAAAAUUAAGAAAAAUGCAUCUUUUUUCAUAAAGCUAAAUAGAUUUGAUUUAAAGGAGUGUCCUUUAUUCUGAGAUUAUGUCCUUCCAACUUCAUUGGUGUAGAAUGUUCUUUUGUUAAAUGAUGAUAGUAGCUGCAGCUUUAAAAAAGUUAAGUUAGAAAAUAGUGGGUUGAGAACCUUUUACUGUUGGUUUCCUGAAUUAUUUUUGUAGUAUACCUGGUUUGUGGAAUAUAAACUGGAAGCUACUUGAUGAGAUUAUUAUAAUAUUAUAGGUACAAUUUAAUGAGCACUCACACAGAGAACAUCAGUUAUUUUGUCUGCCUGGAAGUCUUUCUGCUGUUUUCUGAAAAUGUUCACUCCCUCUUUUGACAAAUGGUCUUCCCCAUCUCCAUCCGGCCUUGGGUUCUAGUGCGGCCAGCAAGGAUAGUAACCCACCUCCUGGCUGCAAGCACGAGCACAGGUCUGCCUCUGGAUAUUUUCAGGUUGGUGUUAAGGGAAGAGAUCCUUUUUGGUAAUCCUGCCAGUGGCCAUAGUUCCAGAAAACCUGUCCAAAAGAGUGAAGUCACACUUUGAAAGAUGCAGAGGCAAAACACCAAUGAAGAGUUCUGAUGGCGUUCAAGUUCCUGGGUUCCGUUUUCCUUGAAGUCCAACUAACACAAAAGCCACAGAAUUCUUUUUGCUAAGCUAGCUCCAGACGUGGUUCUGACACUUUCAAGUGAGAUCCUUAACUAAUAUAUAGCUUACGGGUCAUUCUUCAUAACAACCCUAUCAGGUGGGUCCCAAUUUUAUCUUUAUUUGGCAGAUGAGAAGCUAUAGUUGCCAAGGUUAAGUGACUUGCCCAGUGUUGCACAGCUGCUAAGGGCAGAGCCAGAAUUCUGAGCUUGAUUCCCAGGCUGUGCCUUUACCACUAAGCAGCAGGGCCUGCCUCACUGUACCGGUGACACUGAGGUGCAGAUUUAUGCUUUGGAACUGGAUACAGGGUGGAUUGGAUGUCAGCGUAGGGGGAGUUCUCUAGUGUGGUAAAGGGAGUUCUGUCCUUGGCUCUGCCCUUUCCACAGCAGUGACAGAUUUUGACCCAGCCUGAGGAGGAACUUUCAGACAAUUUUAGCUGCGAGAAAAUGGAAUGUGUUGGGAGGCAGUGGGCUUCCUAUCGCUGGCUGUGCUGAAGCAGCGGCUGGUGGAAUGCCAGCAGCCUUGUCUUGAGGAUGUGAGAUGUGCAGAGAAAUUGUUGUAAAUGAAGUCAAUUUUGUGAGAAAAUGCAUUGCAACGGACACAAGUCAGUACGAUUUGUGGGGAAAGCUGGUAUGCAGUAACUUCAAAAUUUCCUUUAUUACAGAUGACCCAAUGCCAUUACAGAAAUUCCAUUACAGAAACCUUCUUCUUGGUGAACAUGAUGUCCCUUUAACGUGUAUUGAGCAGAUAGUCACAGUAAAUGACCACAAGAGGAAGCAGAAAGUACUAGGCCCCAACCAGAAACUGAAAUUUAAUCCAACAGAGUUAAUUAUUUACUGUAAAGAUUUCAGAAUUGUCAGAUUUCGCUUUGAUGAAUCAGGUCCUGAAAGUGCCAAAAAGGUAUGCCUUGCAAUAGCUCAUUAUUCCCAGCCAACAGACCUCCAGCUACUCUUUGCAUUUGAAUAUGUUGGGAAAAAAUACCACAAUUCAGCCAACAAAAUUAAUGGAAUACCCUCGGGAGGUGGCAGUGGAGCUGCUGGUGGAAGCAGCCAGAAAACUCCACUCUUUGAAACUUACUCAGACUGGGACAGGGAAAUCAAGAGGACAGGUGCUUCCGGAUGGAGAGUGUGUUCUGUUAACGAGGGUUACAUGAUAUCCACUUGCCUUCCAGAAUAUUUUGUAGUGCCAAGUUCUUUAGCAGACCAAGAUCUAAAGAUAUUUUCCCAUUCUUUUGUUGGAAGACGGAUGCCACUCUGGUGCUGGAGCCACUCUAAUGGCAGUGCUCUUGUGCGAAUGGCCCUGAUAAAAGACAUGCUGCAACAGAGGAAAAUCGAGCAGAGGAUUUGUAAUGCAGUAACUAAAAGUCAUCCACAAAGAAGUGACGUUUACAAAUCAGAUUUGGAUAAGACCUUGCCCAAUAUCCAAGAAGUGCAGGCGGCUUUUGUAAAACUUAAGCAACUAUGCGUUAAUGAGCCAUUUGAGGAAACUGAAGAGAAAUGGUUAUCUUCACUGGAAAAUACUCGGUGGUUGGAAUAUGUAAGGGCAUUUCUUAAACAAUCAGCAGAACUUGUAUACGUACUAGAAAGGAAGCAUCUCUCUGUAGUCCUACAAGAGGAGGAAGGAAGAGACUUGAGCUGUAUUGUAGCUUCUCUUGUUCAAGUGAUGCUGGAUCCCUAUUUUAGGACAAUUACUGGAUUUCAGAGUUUGAUACAGAAGGAGUGGGUCAUGGCAGGAUAUCAGUUCCUAGACAGAUGCAACCACUUAAAGAGAUCGGAGAAAGAGUCUCCCUUGUUUUUGCUCUUCCUGGAUGCCACGUGGCAGCUGUUAGAACAGUACCCAGCAGCUUUCGAGUUCUCGGAGACCUACUUGGCAGUGCUGUAUGACAGCACCCGGAUCUCCCUGUUCGGCACUUUCCUAUUCAACUCUCCUCACCAGCGGGUGAAGCAGAGCACAGAAUUUGCUAUAAGCAAAAAUAUCCAGUUGGGUGAUGAAAAGGGUUUAAGAUUCCCCUCAGUUUGGGACUGGUCUCUUCAGUUUACAGCAAAGGAUCGCACCCUUUUCCAUAACCCCUUGUACAUUGGAAAGAGCUCGCCUUGUGUGCAAAACGGUUCUGUGAAAUCUUUCAAACGGACAAAAAAAAGCUACAGCUCCACGCUAAGAGGAAUGCCGGCUUCCUUAAAGAAUGGGAUCCUCAGUGACCAGGAAUUACUUCCAAGGAGAAAUUCACUAAUAUUAAAAGUAAAGCCAGAGCCUCCUCAGCAGACCGACAGCCAGGACAGCGGGGUGGAGCAGUAUUUUAGAGAAUGCUUUUCCAAACCAGUUGACCUGCACGGUGUUAUUCUGCCACAUCUCUCUGGAACACACAUAAAACUGUGGAAACUGUGCUACUUCCGCUGGGUUCCCGAGGCCCAGAUCAACCUCGGGGGCUCCAUCACUGCUUUUCACAGGCUCUCCCUGCUGGCCGACGAGGUGGACGUGCUCAGCAGGACGCUCCGGCAGCCCCACAGCGGCCCUUUGGAGGCCUGCUACGCGGAGCUGGACCGGAGCAGGCUGUACUUCCGAGCCAGCGGCCCACACGAUGCCUCGGGGACGCCCGAGUUUCUCUCCUCCUCGUUUCCCUUUUCUCCUGUAGGCAAUCUAUGCAGACGAAGCAUUUUAGGAACACCAUUAAGCAAAUUUUUGAGUGGGGCCAAAAUAUGGUUAUCUACUGAGACACUAGCAAAUGAAGACUAAAAUGUACUCUUUUUCUGAACACUUUGAGGGAAGCUAUAAAUGAUUUUCCUCUGAAUUGAAAUUGCUAACCAAGGCAUUUGAAGCUCUAAUAAUUUUAUAUGUAAGAGUAACAGUUGGAAUUUGCACUAACAUUUAAAAAGAUGUUGUAUUAUUCAGUUUUUUAAAAGAUAGGUGUAAAUUUUGUUUCUUACAUCCUCUGUCAUCUUAGGUCUGGCUCAUUUUUAGGUGAUUUGCAGGCAACAUUCCCCCACUCUUACUACUGUGAUCAAACUAAUCAGGUUUUGUCCAUGACAUUGAUUUUGUCUGCAUCCAUUUUUCCUAGCACCUCCUAAAGGUCACCUGAUCCUGGUCAGAUUAGCAACCCAAAGAAGCAGAUGUCAGGAAAGUUAAGAAAUUAGUAGUUAGUUAUUUUCAAGAAGCAUCUGACACACUCCUCAGCAGGCAUUAGUAGGUAUUCCUGUAUUUUUCUGUCACUGUCUCUUUUCUCUGCUUGAACUCACCUGAGGGUUCAGUGUUCCCGGGCCAUAAUUUAUUUUAGAUCACUUUAUUGGGACCUUAGAUCACUGUGUUUUAAAAUCACAAGUUUGCUUUUCAUAGGACUGACUUCCAAGUGAUAUGCACUGUUAACUUUAAAAGCAUUUGCUGUAGAUAAUAUAAUUAAACUUAGAAGUGCCUUUGACAUUAAUAUUAAGGUAGGAAUAACACAGUAAAAUUUCAGUUUUUAAAAUUAGGGUGUUAAAAUCCCUCUGCAUAUUGGAAACAGCCUUUUCACACUUAGCUUCAUACCAAUAGGCAGGAAUCCCCAAAGCCACGUUUCUGUCCCUCUGAAAGUCACCGAGGACCAGUGGGCCUGUGGGGUGGUCAGUGUUGGUGCUGUCCAGGAGCAGCGGGGCGAGUGCCAUCUGCACAGAGACCCACCCUCAAAAAUAGAGGGCUUCCUCAGAGGCAUUUGGGCCUUUCUUCCAGUGUGGUGAACUGUUGUUGGCACUUUCCCUUGGAAAUAACUCAUGGGGCCCUGAGUCAGGUCACCUGCAGAUAAGUCCCCUUCCCUCAACAUUCUUAAUACUUAGGAAUAGAGAACAGGAGAAAUAAAGACAUAGUCUCUCAAAAUACUGCCAUUUUAAUAAGUAGCGAGGGAAGCAGACCUGCAUCCUGACCUCUGACAGCAACAUUAAGAGGAGACUGAGCAGCACGCUCAGGUGUGCUCUUGGUCUGAAACGCCCUUGUUUUCACAUUGUGUGACAGGAGCCCAGCCAAAGCCGCAGCAAGGACGUUUAGCACCAUCCCCCAUCCACCCCUCAUCCCCAGUCCCUGUUUAAAAGAUGGAUACUUUACAAUUUGGCUGUUAUUUAAUGAGUUUCUUAAACUGCUGUCUUAAGCUUUUAAAAUAUUUUUUUAAUAAAGUAUCUAGUUAGCUUAUUUCCUUUUCUAAAACAAGUUUUGUCAAAAGAAUGUGUUUUACCUUUAUAUGUAAUGAAUAACUUUCUACUUGAAUUACUUGCCUUUUAAAAAUGUUUGAUAAUGUCUCCAGAUUUAAAGGGACAGAAGUUUCUAUACAGUGUCUUAGGAAAUUCAUCUUGUGGAUAAAACCAGUGUUUUUGCCAACUUGUUGCCUAGAGAAUCAGGGCUUUUUUCCGAUUGUUGCCAUUAAACAUUUGAUAGUCCUUGACUGGAAACCAGUCCCACCCCCUUAAAACACCACAGCGUACCCUGCCACUGAGAGUGUAAUCAUAAUUCUCCCUUUCUCAUUAAGCUGCUUUCUUAUUAUUACAAAUUGUUCUAAAUUUAUUAUUUUCUUGGGUUGAGCGUUUAUUUCUCUGUAAUUUUCUUCCCUCACACAUUUAUUUCAAUUCCCUUAGUAAUUCUUUGUUAAUUUACACGUUUAAAAAAGAUUAGGUACUAUUAAUACUAUUUUAAAAUAGAAAAUGGGGAUAUUUUUGUAUGCUAAUCAAAUGUAGUAAAAUAUAGUUCCUCGUUUUAUUUUUGCUGGACAGUUGUUCUCUCAUGAUUAUUGUGCCUCCGUGUGUCAUGCAUAAUAUGAAAAACAACUACAACAGCCUUACGUCCUGGCCAGUGCAAAGCUGCCUGGCAUCUCUGCUAAUAAAAAGGCCAUUGUGGUGCUGGCAGUGCUCGGUGUGGGUAUGCACGCUGUACCAAAGAGCGCCCCAGACAGCGGCCCCGCCUCACGCGGAGCCUCUGCUCAUGGAAGGCCACGCAGACCGCACACAGCUUUGGCCUUUCUAGGACUGAACUGAAAGACAGACAAUGUCUUACUGUUAUUUUAUGAUGGAAACCAAUUUUAAAACCAAAAAUGUCUAAUUUUAUUUAAGAAAAGUAUAAUUUGUGCUAACAGGGUGAAAAUUCAACACACCCUUCAACAAAAUCUGCUUGCUGUAGCAGUAACCUUGAGUAGUUAAAACUUGAUUUUGAGAGAAAACUAAAACCUUUGUGCCUAAAAUUGAUUAUAACUUGAGUUAAGGUAGGAUGAGCAGGAAGAUAAGAGAGCUUGUUCAACAGUAUGAAUGUAAAGGAAAUUUUGACUGGUAAAUAAAAUUUCCACAGAAAUUG